Molecule: messenger RNA, 890 nt
Organism: Liolophura sinensis
Lineage: Eukaryota; Metazoa; Mollusca; Polyplacophora; Chitonida; Chitonidae
Product: fibrinogen C domain-containing protein 1-like
Exons: 5
Coding region: 1-726 (241 amino acids)
Source: RefSeq, a predicted model, not a curated record
AUGGCCAUUAUAGGCUACAAGAAUUACUGGCCCCUGCGUGGAGAUCACAGCAAUUUUCUCGAAUGCGCAUAUCGUACGGAUUGUACAGUAAUACAGAAGUGCAACCACACAAAGAGCGGCGUGUACCGAGUGUUUCCGUUCGGAGUGGGAAAAGGCUUCCUUGUGUACUGUGACAUGGUGACGCAGGGAGGUGGAUGGUUGGUGUUUCAAAGACGACAAGAUGGCUCUGUUGACUUCUUUCGUGACUGGCAGAAGUACACCGAUGGGUUUGGUAACCUCUACGGGGAGUUCUGGUUGGGCCUGCAAAAGAUUCAUCUCUUGACCUCUCAGGCGCACUUUGAACUCCUCGUGAAUAUGAGAAGCUACACCCUGGGAACGGGUUACGCUUCCUACAGCAGAUUCCGUGUGGCAGACGAGUCUCACAACUUCCGGCUCUUACUGGGCACAUUCAAGGGGAAUGCCGGUGACUCAAUGGAUCACCAAAAUGGCUUGGAGUUUUCCACAUAUGACCGAGAUAAGGACUACGCCGGUGGGAGCUGUGCUGCGACAUAUCAUGGGGCAUGGUGGUACAAUAGUUGCCAUUACAGUAAUCUGAAUGGGCUGUAUGUUCAUGUGAAGGGGAAGUCCACAGUAAAUACUUCAUCAGUCACGUGGUACAAAUGGUCGUCUAAACAUCUCCCUCUUCAGUUCAGCGAGAUGAAGAUACGCCCGGUGAAAAUCAAUUAAAAAGACGAUACACGUGAUAGAUUAUUAAUUAUGGGCGAAGACAGAUCAAAAGUUCGUGAUAAUUGUUUCUUUUGAACUUUCACUUGAUCUUUCUUUUUUCCUUUUCUUUUCCUGUUUUUAACCUUUUCAAAUGAUGUUAAAACAAAAAAUAUUAAAUAACUCAA